Penaeus monodon (black tiger shrimp) is the source of this 549-nucleotide messenger RNA. Its product is annotated as histone H3.v1-like. The transcript has 3 exons. The record is from RefSeq and is a predicted model, not a curated record. Lineage: Eukaryota; Metazoa; Arthropoda; Malacostraca; Decapoda; Penaeidae.
AUGCUGACUCGCGACAGAAGAUACAGGAAACCACGUAAGGCUGUAAGAUGCUCAUCCGCGAACCCCUUGGUGAAACCUCCGAGGGGAAAGGAGGAGGAGGAGGAGGAGGAGGAGGAGGAGGAGGAGGAGGAGGAGGAGGAGGAGGAGGAGGAGGAGGAGGAGGAGGAGGAGGAGGAUCUGAAUGAAAAGGGAUUUGAUGGAGGACGAGGAGAAAAGAUUGAGGAAGAGAAAGAAGAAGAGGAAGAAGAAUAAGGAGAAGAGAAAGAGGACGAAAAGGAAGAAGAAAAGGAGAAGACUAAGAGCAAUAAGAAGGGGAAGAAGAAGAGGAAAAAGAAAAAAAAAGGAGUAAGAGAAAUAAGACGGUGAAGAAGAGGAAGAAGAAGAAAGAGAAGAAGAAGGAGAAGAAGAAGAAACGGGCAAGGAUAGCACUCAUUCUACACGCUCUCCGAAUUCAGUGCCAUGUGACCUCGUGUCAAUGUGGCACUCGACACCUCGGAAAGGGUGCCGCGUGUCGCCGCCUAGUGCCGGAUGUGCGUGGAAUCCAUUAUG